AUGUCUGACAAGAAUGAUCAAGGUCUCAGCAUUCGCUUGCCUGAGAACGAACCCGAGAGUCCGCAAAGCGCUCAGCGACCCCUCGAACACACAGAAGAAAAGCAGCUAUUCAUAUCUUCUCCCCCGCCGAUCACUUCAUCGCAGCUCAACAUGGCCUCCAUUCAGAAGGUGGAAAACAGCCCGCCGCUGUCCAUUCUGGCGUACUGCUUGUCCUCCAUUUCCAUGACCGUCGUCAAUAAAUACGUUGUUUCCGGAUCGUCAUGGAACCUUAAUCUGUUCUAUCUGGCUGUUCAGUCGAUUGUCUGUAUUGCCACCAUCGAAGCAUGCAAGCAGAUGGGUAUGAUCAAGAACCUGGCCCCCUUUGAUGUCAAUAAGGGCAAGAGAUGGUUUCCCGUGUCGCUGCUCCUCGUGGGUAUGAUUUAUACGUCUACCAAGGCUCUCCAGUUCCUGUCCGUCCCCGUGUACACCAUCUUCAAGAACUUGACCAUCAUCGUCAUUGCCUACGGUGAGGUCCUCUGGUUCGGUGGCAGCGUCACUCCUUUGGCUCUGCUCUCUUUCGGUCUCAUGGUUCUGUCUUCGGUCGUCGCUGCUUGGGCCGAUCUUGGCCACGCCAGCCAGACUGCCGAGGCCGCUGAAGCUCUGGCCACUCUCAACGCCGGAUAUGCUUGGAUGGGACUGAACGUUUUCUGCACUGCUUCGUACGUUCUGGGCAUGCGCAAGGUCAUUAAGAACAUGAACUUCAAGGACUGGGACACCAUGUUCUACAACAACCUGCUCACCAUCCCCGUCCUCCUCUUUGGCUCCCUUAUCGCCGAGGACUGGUCCAGCGCCAACUUCCAGAAGAACUUCCCCGUGGAGAGCCGUAACGCCCUGAUGAUUGGUAUGAUCUACUCUGGAAUGGCUGCCAUCUUCAUCUCGUACUGCUCCGCCUGGUGCAUUCGGGUUACCUCUUCGACCACAUACUCGAUGGUUGGCGCUCUGAACAAGCUCCCCAUUGCUGUGUCUGGUUUGAUCUUCUUCUCGGCUCCCGUGACUGUCGGUUCUGUCUCUGCCAUCUUCAUUGGUUUCGUCUCUGGUAUUGUGUACGCUUGGGCCAAGGUGCGCCAGUCGCAGGUCAGCAAGUCUGUCCUGCCCACCACGCAGCCUCCCAUGAGCGCCAGCUCUCAGAGCAGCAGAGAUGCCGUCAAGUCGUAA
Molecule: messenger RNA, 1194 nt
Organism: Pestalotiopsis fici W106-1
Lineage: Eukaryota; Fungi; Ascomycota; Sordariomycetes; Amphisphaeriales; Sporocadaceae
Product: GDP-mannose transporter
Exons: 3
Coding region: 1-1194 (397 amino acids)
Cellular component (GO): Golgi apparatus
Molecular function (GO): GDP-mannose transmembrane transporter activity; antiporter activity
Source: RefSeq, a predicted model, not a curated record